CUCAUUUCCCGCGAGUUAGGGUUUGGUUACCGUCAACGGUCUGGUUGACACUACCGCAAAACCUUCACAUUUAUGGCGGAUUCAAUCUGUAGAACACUCCGGGACGGCGGAUUAGAAGGCGAGCACGCCCCAGCUCUCACCAUCAAGGACCGCAUAAGCUCACCGCUCGGUUUGGAUGUCUUCAAUCACGUCCUUGCCCAGCUCUCUUCCUUCAUUCUCGCUGGGAAGUCCCAGUCAAGAGGUCUCGUGCUGGUUGCGCUCACUCGAAGCCCGUCAUUUUACUUGGAACUCUUGAAGAGCGGAGGAGUCCAGCUCAAUUCAGCUCAAAAAUGGAUUCACAUAUUGGAUUGUUAUUCGGACCCCCUUGGUUGGAAGGAUAACCCAUCCAGGCAUGAAAAAGCUAACACUGCUACUGAUGAAAAUCCGGGCACAGUUGCACUUUUUAGAGACGUCAAGGAUGCUAAUAAGCUCUUCUGCUCAGUUUCUGAAUUGGGGAAGGAAUUGCUUGGACCAAUAAAAGGCCGUUUCUCUGUUGCUAUAGACUCGGUAAGUGAGAUGUUGAGACAUGCCUCUUUGACAUCAGUUGCCUCCUUCAUCAGCAAACUUCGUAGUCAUGAUCAAGUCUCUAGCAUUUUUUGGUUAUUGCAUUCGGACCUUCAUGAAGCCAAGAUUGCUGCUGUUUUCGACUACAUAUCCUCUAUGAUUGCCAGUUUAGAACCAAUGAUUCAUCCUUCGAAUGGCGAGAGGCUCUCUUCGGAAAACCGUUCUUUGAGAAACGAAAACUUAAGCAGGGGAAACUUUUCAGUUCGUUUUAAGCGGCGAAAUGGACGUGUCCGCCAGAUGUGUGAAGAAAUUAGUGUCGAGCAGUCAGGCAUCAAGUUCACUCCGGUUUCAUCUGAUGGGCAAGCGAUUGGUGGAGGCCCCUUACCUAAGGUACAGUUCAAUCUAGAGCUGUCGGAAAAGGAGCAAAUGGACAGGGCGAGCGUCGUACUUCCCUUUGAACACCAAGGAAAUGGUAAACCGAUUCAGAUAUAUGAUGGUCGGAGAUCACUCGCAGAUACAAGGACUAACACAGUACAUGUUCCAACGGAGGCAUCGGAAGCGGCUGAUCCUCGUAAGGGUGAAAUAAUUUAUCUUCGGGACUCGGAUGAUGAGAGGCCAGACUCUGAUGAGGAUCCAGAUGAUGAUUUGGACAUAUAGUCGUCCUUGUACCAUCGUAGAUGAUGACAUUCUAGUACAGAUAGUCGAGCUCAGUAAGAUGUGUCUUGUAACGUUCGGAUCUAGGAAGAGAUCAAAAGUGGUGGAGUUGUGCUGGAAUGCAGAGGAAUCUGAUAGUGCUGAGCAGUGAAAUAUGCAAAGCUUAAUGCCGUGAAAUGUGAAUGCUUUGAAUCUGCAAAUUUCUCGACUUUGGCUUUGCUUCUCGA
Punica granatum (pomegranate) is the source of this 1424-nucleotide messenger RNA. The record is from RefSeq and is a predicted model, not a curated record. NCBI's taxonomy places the organism in Eukaryota, Viridiplantae, Streptophyta, Magnoliopsida, Myrtales, Lythraceae.